AUGAAAGUCGUGAACAUACUGAUGAAUUUAUUAUCGCAACAAUUAAGCUGGGAAGAUUUGUUUGGAAGACGAGUUAAAGUAUGUAGGGCAAUAACAAAACGACAAAUGGUUGAGAAUGAUUAUGGUGAAUCAUGGAUUGAGCUUACUUUAGAGGUGAUAUCAAAGCAUUGGCAUGUCGAUUUACUUCCACUUGCGAUGCGAUUUCAAUUAAUUACAGAUAGUCUUCAUUUUGUUGGUUCAUGUAGUGCUGUACUGCAAGCUACAAAUAAACAAAUGUUCUUGGAGAAUUGCAUAGCAGCACAUAUGUUUUUACCUUUGGAAGCAUUUCAUUUUGGUAGCCUACUGAAAGGACAAUUUUUAUCACAUUUUUCACGUGUAGCGUGUACGGGAACAGCGUUAGAACAAUUGCGUAGUUUAAACGUUUUGCGUGCUCUACGCAAUUGCCCAGAAAUUGUUGAUCCGAUGUUUGUUGAUUUUGAGCAUGAUCGUGAUAUAUUUAUCGUUCGAUUUGCUAUUUUAGAUGGUGGAUUUCGAUCAAAAAAUAAUGAAAAUAGUAAAAUUUCAAAUACUUCUCCUAUUCCUGGUUCAGCAGUAGCUCUAAAGGUACGAUAUAAUUCAAUCCGUCGUGUUUUGGUUGAUUUACGAGUUAAAUUACCAAAUGGUGCAUGCGGUCGGCGGAUAUACUUUCAUUUAAAUUAUCCACCUGAAAUACGAAAGUAUCAGAGAAAAACAGAGGAUGAUGAGGAUAAAGUAGGUAGUGAUGGAAAUCGAUGGAGGAGUAUUCCAGAAACUGAUGAUGAUAAAAGGGACAAUUGUGCAGCUAUCAAUGAAAGCCCAUAUUUUUGCUUGCAAUUACGACAACAUGUUUCUGAUCAUACUUUGUAUCAAUUACUUAGUCGUCUUCGUGUACGAGCAGUAUUAUCAAUCGAAUUUGCAAAUUUAAAAUCUCGAUAUUUAAGUGUAUUUGAUUAUGUGGAUGCACCUGUACGUUUCAUAGGAUGCGAUUAUCGUCCAUAUGCAUACGAUGCAUACGAUGAAGUAAUUAUUGGUAAGGAACGAAAUUAUGAACCACCAUUUUCACGUGUUGAUCCUACUUGUGAACGAAAAAUUAGAGAUUGUGAUGUGUUUGGUUUGGAAUACUUAAUUGCUGCAUUGCUUUCACGCGGUGCUGUUGUAAAGGAUCAAAUUCUGAUAGAUGAAAGGGCGCGUGAUGCUUUUGUUGAUAUGAUUUUGCAAAGAUUUAGAGAUAAUGAAGAGCUAACAUUAGAAGCAUUGGAACGACUGAUAAAUAUGAUUGAUGAAACCAAACAAGUGCCAUGUUUAUUUACAUUAUUUCAAAAGAUUCGAAAUAGUCUCGAAGGACAGAAAGAUAUUUUAGAAGAAAUUUACCAUGACAAUAAGCGGGAAGGCUAUCAACGUGUGCGAAAGGUAAUCAUAACGCCAACUCGUAUAAUACUUGUAGUACCUGAAUUACUAAUGGGAAAUCGUGUGCUUCGAACAUUUGAUAAAGAUGGAAAUGGUGCAUUACGAAUACAAUUUCGUGAUGAUGAUGGUACACCGUUACGAGUGAAUACUGUUGGUCUCUUCUUAAUACAAACAACAACUUUUAAUACACUUUCACGUGGAAUUUAUAUUGGAGAUCGACACUUUGUUUAUCUUGGCUCAUCGAAUUCACAGAUGCGAGAUAAUGGUUGUUACUUUUAUGAUGAUGGAAAAGGUGGUCAAGCGCAUAAAAUCCGUGAACAAUUAGGAAAGUUUGAUUCUUGUAACAUACCAAAAAUGAUGUCACGAAUGGGGCAAUGUUUUACUCAAGCAAAACGAUGUAAGGUGAUAUUAAAGCGUCAAAAAUAUAAUAAAACGUAUGAUAUCAUUGGUGGACGAGAUACGAAUCAAGCUUCUUAUAUAUUUUCGGAUGGUGUCGGUAAAGUAUCAAAAGAAUUUGCUGAAAAAAUAGCUUUUGAUAUAGGAUUAGGUACAUCGGUUCCUAGCUGUUAUCAGAUUCGGCAUCGUGGUAUUAAAGGUGUUUUAUCGAUAGAUCCUAGUUUGGAUCAGCGUAAACAAUGGACACUUGCUAAUAAUAUAGUUGAUAAUAACAGAAUGACAAACAAGCAAAAUGAUUUAGCUGUUGUAUUCCGUCCAUCUCAGGAUAAAUUCAAAGCACCAAGAGAUGAUUACAUUGAAAUUGUGAAAUAUUCAUCACCAACACCAGUUUGUCUUAAUCGCCCAAUGAUAUCUAUUUUGGAUCAGGUUAGUGGAAUGCAAAAUUUUUCCGUACAUGAAAGGAUUAAAAAACGUAUACAUGACUUGCUGGAUGUACAUUUGACACAAUUAGCUAAUAUGUUGAUGGACGAAGAAAAAUGCCGUGAAAGACUUAAUGAAUUGCCAUUGCGUGUUAAUGUUUCACGUCUAACACUUGCACGUGGUUUUGCUUUAACUCAGGAGCCAUUUUUUCGAAGUUUACUGAGAGCACAUAUCAAAUGCACUUUAAAAAAAUUAAUUGCUAAAAUACAAAUUCAAAUACCAUCACAUCUUGGCCGUUCAAUGUUUGGUGUAGUGGAUGAAACAGGUCAAUUGCAAUGGGGUCAAAUUUUUGUACAAUGUACCAGGAAUAUUUGGCUUAAAACACCAUCUCCAUCUGCCGCAAAAUUUAUUUUAAAAGGUAAAGUGAUGUUAACAAAAAAUCCUUGUAUUGUUGCUGGUGAUGUACGGGUAUUUGAAGCAGUUGAUAUUCCUGAAUUGCAUCAUUUAGUAGACGUUGUAGUUUUUCCGCAACAUGGACCAAGACCACAUCCGGAUGAGAUGGCUGGUUCAGAUCUGGAUGGUGAUGAAUAUUCAGUAAUUUGGGACCAGGAAUUAAUAUUUGAACAUAAUGAACCACCGUUAGACUUUACAAAAAGUACAUCAGGCAAUAAAAUUAUUGAUGAAGCACAAGUGGAUUUAGAAAUGCGAAAAUUCUUUGUUAAUUAUAUCAAGCAGGAUUCAAUUGGCUCAAUUUCAAAUGCUUUCUUAGUCAAUGCUGAUCUGUAUGGUAUAACAAGUGAGGUUUGCAUUAAUAUAGCAAAGAAGCAUUCAAAAGCUGUGGAUUUUCCGAAAACAGGUGAUGCACCUGCUCCAUUAACAAGACAAUGGACAAACGAUAAAAAUGGUAAUAUGCUUCCACCGGAAAGGGCUGAACGUUGGCCGGAUUUUAUGUGCAAAAAUCAUGAACCAAGUUAUAUUUCAUCACGUUUAGUUGGACAAUUAUAUAGGCGUAUCAGACUUCUAGACGAUGCUUUAAAUCUUACAAUUGUUAUGGAAGAAAAUGUACCAAUAAUGUUGGAUCCAGAUUUAGAGUAUCCUGGUUGGGAACGAUACCAAAAUAUUGCUAAAACUCAAUUUGAUUCUUAUCAUGCAUACAUAAGAUCAAUAAUGGAAAAUUAUGGCAUUGAAGAUGAAGGACAAUUAUUUUCCGGUUUUAUUAGCUCUAUUCGAAAUCGAAUUAAUGAUCGUGAUACAGAUGACAUGUCGUUCUAUAAUACAAAUCAUAUAAUCGAGAAGAAAGUUUCAGCUGUUUUUAAAGCAUAUCGUCAUCGUUUCUUUGAUGAAUUUGGUGGAUUUUUGGAAAACACAUUACCCGAUCAUGAUGAUAAACAAAAUGGUAAUAUACAGGAACGACGUAUUUGUGUUUAUUCAUCUUCGGAUAUGAAGCAAAAAGCGUCAGCAUAUUACAUUAUUUGUUAUCGAAAUGCAUCAGUGGAUAAAUCACAUCGGACUUUAUCAUUUGGUUGGCUUAUUUGGGAUAUAUUAUGUCACAUCAAGCAAGAAGUAAGAAUGAUACAUGGCAGAUCAAUUGUGCAAUCAUUGGAUCCAUUGAGUGAAAGCGCAUCUGAGUUUAUCAAGAAUUAUUGUGAAGCAAAUGCCGAAGAUAUGAAAUGGACUUUGUCGUAUGUAAUGAAGACAAAACAGGUUGCUCGUAUUCUUGAACCAUAUUGUAGCCGUUACAAGGGUCUUGAAGAUUUACUUUAUAUUCUUAUGAAAUGGGCUACUCUUCAUGAAUUAUUGAAAGAACCACUAAAAGCUGUUCAUAUUUGCCUUUUGCUCAUACAAUUUGGCCUCGGAUAUUACGCUAAUGACAAAAAUAUAAUGCAAGUACAAUUUCUAGAAGAAACAAAAGAAGUUAUUGAUAAAAAUUCACAUUUGGUAUGCAAUUUGCAUAGUCUUGUUGGUGGUAUUGGUGUAUGCUUGUUAAAAUUUUUCAAAUUUCUUAGUUCACGUACUAUUCAAACAUUAAAAAUGCUAAAUUUUCGAAGUGUUGGAUAUCGUUCGUUAUUAAUGCGAGGACAAUGGAUAAAAUUGAAUGAAGCUGCUUUGAAAACUUUUUUUAGUAUUUCUUUGACAGGAAGAUUUGAUCAUGUAACACUGACUAGCUUUGAAAACAUGAAUGAUAAAUCAUUUAAUCGUAAAAUUUUUGGAACAAUUGAAAUUGAACCAUUUAUGAUUGAAUUACCUGUUGAGUCACCAAUACAUUUGGCUAAAUUUCGUGAAAAAAUACGGAAACAUUGUGGCGUAAAAUAUUUGCAAAUGCGACGAAUUGCGCAUCGAAAAAAAGACCGUGUUAUUGUUUCGGCAGUUGGUACAUUGGAAUCAUUGCAUCGUUUGCGUGAUUUGCUAUCAAUACGACCAUCUGUAAAUUCAUAUGCAAAUUACAAAGAGAAUAAUGAUAUCAUUAGUCGCCUUAUUGUUGAACGUCUCGAAAAAUUAAAUUAG
Molecule: messenger RNA, 4746 nt
Organism: Brugia pahangi
Lineage: Eukaryota; Metazoa; Nematoda; Chromadorea; Rhabditida; Onchocercidae
Source: the annotation of a GenBank genome assembly